UUUUGGAUAUAGACUUAGAAGAAUACAAAGAUUAUGGAACUGAGGACGACGUUGAAGAAAUGUUCGAUACACUUAUCUCCUUUGUUCAAGAGAACAACAAGAAGUUAGAGUGGAUAGCACAUAACAUGGUACAUGCCGAAGCUGAAGAAGUGACUGACUUGAUUGAAGAGUUGACUGAUCUUAUAGAUGAGCAACGAGAUACAAUCGCUAGAUGUUUAUUUCACCAAAAACUUGAGAAAAACAAUGUACUACCUGAAAAUUUUAUGACAACGGAAGGAAAAUUCCCAGAGUUCAAGAUCUAA
Messenger RNA from Dentiscutata heterogama, 302 nucleotides. The record is from the annotation of a GenBank genome assembly. NCBI's taxonomy places the organism in Eukaryota, Fungi, Glomeromycota, Glomeromycetes, Diversisporales, Gigasporaceae.